Molecule: messenger RNA, 6435 nt
Organism: Uranotaenia lowii
Lineage: Eukaryota; Metazoa; Arthropoda; Insecta; Diptera; Culicidae
Gene: nkd
Product: protein naked cuticle homolog
Exons: 7
Coding region: 1633-4227 (864 amino acids)
Biological process (GO): negative regulation of Wnt signaling pathway
Cellular component (GO): cytoplasm
Molecular function (GO): calcium ion binding
Source: RefSeq, a predicted model, not a curated record
UUUUAUGCUGUCGUAGUGCCUUGCCGUUCAUCUUUGGUACUUCUGUCCGAAUGGUGGUGAUACCUGAUGUUGCCUGCUGUCGGAUUUGCUUCGGUGUGUGUUCGGUGUUGUGUGUGGAGAACCGAUGUAGAAUUUAUGCUCUCCCGUCGGUCGACGUCGUUAGUACCAAUUCAACUACCCACUUGUUCGGAAGCGAAGUUCGUGCCGAUUGUAACAUGCCUUCAGUGCAUGCCGCGGAUAUCAUACUUUUUUUUAUUGUUGUGUACAGCGUGUAAUUAUUGGCUUAGAUAUUUGAAUGGUUUUCAAUCAUCAAUUCCGGUGGAUAAAAUGAGUUUAAAGGUGUAGAGACAAUGCGUAAAAAUUAGUGAUUUUUGGACUGAAGUCGGAUAAGGCAGCGUGAAUAUUAAAUCGCGGAAAGGAAUUUAUUGAUACAUCACAUCAAGGACAAUGGGCCGAAAUAAACAUUCUAAUACGGAUUGGAGACCUUCGUGCAGUUUAAAACGAAAGAGCAGCUAAUAAUGUGCUUUAUCUAUGGUUUUGAGCCAAAACGCCAGAUCGGACAAGGUAGGAUCGUUCCAAUUUCGAUGAAAAACUUACAUUGUGAUUUCGCUGGACGGGUCCCAUCAGUGAUGGUGUGUGUUUACGAAAAGUUUCUCAAGCUUCAUGUGUAACGUGGAAAGGCCAUCGGCGCGGAGUAAAGAAUUCAAAGUUCGAAACCAACCAGCAGACGAAACUUGCGGAGAUUGCGGCAGUGGCAAUACAAACAAAAAAUUGUAAAAAUUUCUCUGAAUUAAUAACAGCCGAAAAUCGACGACGUCGAAGCAACGACGACGACGACGGCCAACGAAGAGGCAGCAACAUGAGUAGUCGGUGCUGCUGGAAGAGGGAAAAAGGAUUGAGGGUGUGAGUGAGUGUAGUAAGCACGACGACGACGACGAAAGAGGGAAGAAUAAUAUUUGUCGGUGUGGCUUUUUUGUCGGCACGGUCGGCCUGUUCGGGCUAGAUGCAUGAUGCAGUGGCUAUACACGCGGGUAAAACGUUAAUCGAAAAAUCGUACAGUAAAUAGUAGCUAAAAGUUUCAAAAGUAAGAAACUCAAGCCAGAAGAAAUCAAGUAAAAGUGCUCAACCAGUAACAAAACGUGAACACCUCAGUUCGACAGCAAUAUGGAGAAGAAAGCAAAAUCACAAUACGGUGAAAAUUAUCGUCGGCUCUUGGCCGCGCGAAAGGUGUGAAAACCAUUAUUAUCCUCUACGUUCGGUGCUGCUGAGAGAAUAUAGAAAGGAGGAUCAUCGUCCGAAGUGUGUUGUUUUGUGGUGUGAUAGAAAAGCGGAGCUAUAUCGUCAUCAUCGCGCGUACCGAGGGGGGUUUCGGAAUUCGAUUGUUUUGUGCGUUUUGUGUGCUCUCUCGACAACGGCCAUAGAUCACCACCGAGAAGAAGAGGAAAAGAAGACGUGCGAGGCGUGGGGAAGUAGCAGCAGCGCCGGUAUUGUGAGUGAUAAGCGCGGAUUGACAUCCAUCCAUACCGAGCAGCCAGUUCGGUGAAUCGAGGCGUAUACACACGUACGCAUAUACACGCCUAUACAUACCAUACACGGGAUAGUAGCGGUUCUUCUGCUCUGGUCCUCGGAAACAUGGCUGGAAACAUAGUUAAGUGGUGGAAGCAUAAAAUACUCGGUGGAUACAAACAGUUUACAGUGCUGCAAGAAUGUGCGACCGACUCGGAGGAACUGAUUUACCCGGUACGGGCGCCUUCGGCCUGCAGUGCCCCGCCGGAUUUGCUGCUAACGAGCGACCGGGAGCAAAUGAUGAAAGUGAAAUGCUCCUCCAAGCAUCAACAAUCGGCGGCGAUGGCGGCACAUCAUCAAUCUCAGUCACAACAGGGUCAUCAUAAUCACGGGCACAAGAUGCAGGGAUCGGGAGCAGCAACGACAGCGGGUGGCCAACAGCAGCAGCAGCAACAUCCAAAGGAUUCCACGUCGGCGUCGUUUCGCAAGUGUCCCGGUCAAAGGACGGCCACGGUCAAGAGCGAUCCCGAUCGGGUGCGACUGGAGGAAUUCACUUGCGACGUAUCGCUAGAGGGUGGCAAGAAACCUCAGCCCCUUCAAUUCUCCUUCACCCUCUAUGAUCUGGAUGGUCACGGAAAAAUAACCAAAGAUGACAUCGCUGGUAUCGUUUCGACGAUCUACGAGUCCAUAGGUAAAUCGGUGGUAGUUCCUCACUAUGGUAGCAAGACGAUCAACGUGCGCCUGACGGUGUCACCCGAUGGCAAAAGCAAAACCAACCCGGCGGUAGUGAAGAAGGCGGCUAUCACCCCGAGGAGACGGUAUCGGCCACGGAAGCUCAUAUCGGAUGACGAUGGUAGCGAUACGUCUGAAAACUGUCCGAGGGUUAUGCGAACACGUGCCCAUACGGUGGUAGCUAAUACCACUGUCAGCAACGCCACCAAACAGCACAAGGAAGCCGGAAGCGGGAAGGCAGGUGAAGAUGUGAUCGAUGCUGCGUUAGCUAGUAAGGCCGUAGACAAUGCGCAGGAGAUGACCAUCCAUAAUAAUUUGAACAGUAAGGGGAAGAGCUUGAACGCGAAAAAUGACCAUAUCUACGAAAGUAUCAACAACCUCAAAUGUUGUAACAUCCAGUCGGCUCAAGUAUCCAAAACGAACAACCUUAGUUCAGUUCCGCUAAACAAUUCCACAGCAUCAACAACGCUAAUCUGUCGGGACUGUUCCCUGCAGGGGUGUCCGAUCGACGAGACGCUUCCCCUGGGCACGGUAGUCAUUCCUAGUGCGAGCACGGCCAUGGCCGCCGGAAGCCGUGUUAAGCGGAAAGUGGUCCGGAAGUCCCGUUCGUCCCGGAAAGCUUCCAAGAUAACGGAAGAAUAUCACAGUCGACCGAGGGCCCGGAGCCUUUCGGUGGGAAACGAAAAUUGCUACGAAAACAUGAUCGGCAACCCCCAGGAUGAGUGCUGGAAAAGUUCGCUCUGUAGGCGGGAACUUAUAGAAAUCAUUCGGGACAGUAUGGUGAAGAAUAGCAUGUGUUUUCAACCGAAUAGGAAACCUAUGGACAAUUCACCACGCCACCGUCACCGAUCGCACACGAUAUCUGCUCGCAUCGGUGGGGGAAACGGAGCUGCUGGGGACCAUUGUGUAGGAGGUGGUGAAGCUUUUUUGGCGGCCGCCGUUCAGCAGCAAGCCCUGAUGCCCACCGGACACGAGACCAAUCUGUGCGGUUACGAUUCCUACCUGCAUCAAACGAUCUGUGCGGCAGCGAGUGUGAAACAUGCGGCACUGCAUCUCAAUGGAGGUGUGACGAUGGCCAAUGGGGGUGUGUUUACGGCACUUCCGUUGACUACCAGCACCCCGAAUCGGUUGCUGGCUCAUCAUAAUCAUCAUGCGAAGGCUAAAAGGAAGGAACAACGUUUGGCUUUGGCCUCCCGAGCUCAGACUCAACACCAGCUGGUUCAACCGGUCAAGCUGAGCACGGCGCUUCUGAAUCAGCACUACCCAAAUCUCUCAGCCGAACAGAAGCUAACACGCUCAAUCAACCACGUCGAGAAGUGGCUGGACAACCGCAGUCCCAAGUUGGUUAACAAACUGAAACUGAUGGACGAUAUGAUGGAGCGUAAUCAUCGGGUCAACGGGUCAAAGCUAAAACGCUCCAAAAGCAAGGAAGACAUCGCAACCAAGUCAUCAAAGCUGGACAACGUGCUGACGGCAGAUCUGCUGCUAGAGAAUCUCAAAAUUACCGAAGACAUUGCCGAGUUCAGUGUGGUGACGCCAAAGAAAGUAUUCAACAAGGAAUGCCUGAUCAGUUCGGCCACCAAGAAGAACAUCCGAACGUUCCACACCACCAAAACCAUCUCGACGACCACCGAACAGCAGCAGAAUCAAUCGGCUGCCAGUAACAAUCUGAUCCAACUACAGUACGCUUCAAUUCCGGUGAACGCGGAACCAAGUGAAUGCGAGAAUUUGAUAAGGAUGUCGGACGCUGAAGAGGAAACAGUUAUAGGUGGACCUCAACAGCCGCAAUCAACGGCGAGUACGCCUACGCAUCAGCACCAUCACAGUACGUCUCAUUCGGCACCUGCUGCCCCCAGCAACAGCGGACUUCUCGGUGAACAUUCCGGAUCGUCGGCAUCGGCCGCAUCGACGACUGCGGUGCACCGAUACGUGCACGAACAUAUUCAUCACCAUUAUCAUCACUUCGAGAACGAUCCGGACGAGUCCUGAGGGUUGAAGGAGCGGGUUUGUCCGCUGGAAACGGAUCAAGCCAGUGCGUCGUCUCCCGGCGAGACGCGGACAGAUCCAGAGUUGUUAGAUUUGUAAAGCGGAUCGAAUGUUUGAAGCGGGUUUGGUGUAGGUGAUUGACAGUUUGUUGAUUUGUUCGUCUCAUUUAAAUCUCAAAAACUGAUAAAUGUUUUUUUAAAAAGUUUAAUUUCAUAAAAACAACAUAAAACUUUUUUUUUUAAACUGAUACCACAAGAUUCAUUUCGAUGAAAAAACUAGAACCACGUUGUUUUAAAGGAAACAACGUUUUUUCGUAAAUAUGUUUUAGAUUAUUCCAAGUGUCCUUUUUCCUGCAACAGUUAAUCAACAAACUGUUAACCAAGAAUAAGCUGGUAUUUGUCUAAAUGCGAUUUCACCAGACAAAAAAAAACUGAUUAAAAUGUAAGCGAUACUUAUGGGCUAAGCGCGGGCGGAAGUCAGACAACAACCUACAAUAGCGACCUUAUUUAUCCAGUAGACAUUAGGAUUCUUUGAGCUUAAGCUUGGGUGUGAAUGUGUUGUGUGCAUUUGAUCGCUUGGUGGAUUUGAAAUUUCGAAAUUAGCUCGUAAGGAUAUAUGUACCUACCUAUAAGCAUAGAAACAUCGUGAGCCACUUGUACUUAAGAAUCUCACUCCGGUAACUAAAUCUUACAAGCGGAAGCCCGGAAUAUACUGCCGUUAUUUCUAACAUGUAACCUUCGAAAAAAGCUAAAAUUUAUGUAAAUCAAAUCAAAAACGUUUGCUCUACCCAUAUGUACGUUAAAAUUAACUAUCCGUUGAUCAAUGCAGUUAUUGUAGAGAAGAAAAAAAUAUACACUUUCAUCUAUAGCCAAAAAUAUUAUACGAAAAAAGCCACUUAGAGCAACUUAUUGAGUCGACCUUUAAAAUUUUCUUCCAUUUUACAGAUAAAAUUAAUUUAUUGCCUUAAAUUCUAUAUCAGUUACAAUCUUUUCAUACUUUUUCUCAUUUAUCUCUGUCGAUUUACUAAAUUAUAAGUAAACUAUUCGAGAACAUUUGCCCCACCUAGAUAGCACUCAGUUCUGGGGCUGCUAUUAGUUCGUUAAGGUGUACAUACUACCAAGACCAAGAUGAAUAUAAUAUUGCUAGGAAGAAAGAUCAAUCCCUCAUCCACCCUCAAGGCUGCGAAAUUUAAAGAAAAAAAAACUAGCAGAGCUGUGGAGGGGCGAAAAUAUUAACAGUAACUUACAAGACUGAUUUCAUGUUAUUAUUAAAUUUAUUAUUAAACAGACUAAACUGCACGGUUGUAUCGCUGAUCAGUGCUUCAAAUAGGUAUCAGCAUAUUUCUACGCAAUUCACACAGCUCUUAAACACGGAAAACAACGAACAUUUUCUUUUAUUCAAUCUUAAUAAAAAUUCAUAACAAUGGUCAUAUCUACUCUUCAGGCGACGAAAAAAAACGCGAAACAAUCUAUUGGCUUAUAUUAAACAAACAAACAAGAAAACGAAAUUCGCAUUUUUACCCAUAUAAAAUAGCGCUAAGCUUUCGACGGCCAUGAUUUUUGUUUUUUCAAUCAUAACUUUUUUUUUCUAUAGAAUAAGAAACGUGGUUGGGAUCAAAAUUUUGCGAAAAAAAAUGGAAUCACGUUAACGGAACCCCCAAUAAUGUUGGUAGAUUAGUAGAACGAAAUUGACAUAGGUAUACUAUUACAUACUGCAAGUGGUGUUUGGCUUGGCAAAAUUUGUAAAGAAACAUUUGGUAAAUUUUAUCGCGCUAGGAAAUUAAAAAAAAUCGCGAAGGCAACGAAUGAUCGAUUUCUCGUAAACAAACCUCUAAAAAUAACUUUUCGGUUACCCUUACAACUUACCCUUAGUUUAUAACUUUUCUCGAAAACCUUUCUCGAUGAUACGAAUUGGAAAAAACUUCACUCUCCCAGAUAGCAACAUUUCGUGCUUGUGUGGUUAAUAUUCUGUUGCGAUACAAAACUACACCUACAUAUGCUAAAACUGAUAAAACUAUAGAAUAAGUUGCGUUAAGUGUUUAAUUCUAUACAUAAUUUAUUCCGCAAAACGAAAGGGUGUACAUUUUUAUCACAUUUUUUAUAUUUUUAUUUUUAUCAUGUUCAAUUCGUUUACCGCCUCUCGGAGGAUGGUGGACAAUCAUCAUUGCUAAGCUGAAAAUAUAUAGAACAGAACAAAUGUUUGAAGUUGAAA